ACGUGAAAUAAAGAACGUCUGUAGCCUACUGUAGGUUUACACUCAGAUUCACACCAGGAGGGGAGCACCCUGGUAAUCUGGUUACAUAAAAGGCCAUUUAAUUUGCAGUGCUCCCCGCGCAGCUAAUCCCUUAUUCCUGUGUGCCUGUCCCGCGUCGGAAACAACACUUGUGGCUUUCACGGUAUGCGCUUUUACAACCAAAAAGUAAGGCGUUUACAGGAUAGUAUAACCUGUACAUUAACAAGUCGAAACCUCACUAUAUCUACCCUUUUUGCCUCUCACGUUGCAGCGUCAAUUUAGCGAUGUGCUUUGCGUUAGUGACGAUUCGCUGACGCGCCUUUAGCCGCACCACCCUUGAGAGAGGAGCUACGAGGGAGCAAAAGGGGCUGGUAACCGGGCACUGUAUCUCUUUCUUUCCUAUCGAACGUGAGAGGAGGCGAGUCCUGCGGCAAAACGAGCGAAAUUUUAACGGCACCGGGAGAGGCAUCCAGGCUUUGAAGUGGAGAUGGAGGUUCCGAGCUUGGCACACAACAUAACGAGCCCAAUGAGUCCGUGCGAGGGCAUGUUAAAGAACCUCAGUUUAGACGCCAUACAGUUAUGCGAAAGAGAGGGAAAUAAAUCCCAGGACAGCGGCAUCGUGGAGAUGGAGGAACUUCCUGUUCCUCAGAACAUCAAGAUCAGCAGCAUCACCUGCGACUCCUUUAAGAUCUGCUGGGACAUGGAGCCCCGCGUGAAGGAACGUAUCACCCACUACUUCAUCGACCUCAACAAGAAGGAGAACAAGAACUCCAACAAGUUCAAACACAAGGAUGUCCCCACCAAGUUGGUGGCGAAGGCGGUGCCUCUCCCCAUGACGGUGCGAGGCCAUUGGUUCCUCAGCCCUCGUACGGAGUACACGGUGGCGGUCCAGACGGCGUCCAAGCAGAGCGACGGAGACUACGCCGUGUCAGAGUGGAGCGAGAUCAUCGAGUUCUGCACCGCUGAUUACUCCUCGGUGCAUCUAACCCAGCUUCUGGAGAAGGCGGAGGUCAUCGCUGGCAGGAUGCUGCGUUUCUCUGUCUUCUACAGGAACCAUAACAAAGAGUACUUUGACCAGGCCAGGGAGCACCAGAACAACCGCAUGCUGCCCUCGGUGAAGGACAACAGCGGCAGCCACGGUUCCCCCAUCAGCGGCAAGCUGGAGGGGAUCUUCUUCAGCUGCAACACCGAGUUCAACACCGGCAAGCCCCCCCAGGACUCCACCUACGGCCGCAUGCGCUUCCAGGUGCAGGCCGAGGCCCUGUUCAACCCCAACACCAACCUGUACUUCGCGGACUUCUACUGCAUGUACACGGCCUACCACUACGUCAUCCUGGUCCUGGCCCCUCAGGGCUCUCCCGGGGACGACUUCUGCAAGCAGAGGCUCUCGGCGCUGGACAUCACCAACAACCGCUUCCUGACGUGCACCCGGGAGGAGGGGGAGGGCGCGGGGCUGGUGUUCCACCAUGCCCAGGACGUGAUCCUGGAGGUGAUCUACACGGAGCCCCUGGACCUGGCGCAGGGCACCGUGGCGGAGAUCAGCGGGCACCAGCUGAACAGCCUGUCCACCUUCAACGCCAAGAAGGACCCCAGCUGCAAGACGUGCAACAUCAGCGUAGGGCGCUAAGGCCUGCGAGAGGCCCCGGCCUGGAACACUUUGGAACCGCCACACACACACACGUAUAGGCCUAUGUACCCCUACAAACACACUAUGACCCCCCUGAACACACAUGUACACACCAAAAAGACUUAACACACACAUCAAAUCUAAACAUUACAUAUCUCUGCAAUGCAUCCUCUUUGGAGAAAGAGUGUUAAGUGCUCACACACACACACACACACAUUCAUCCCCCCUGCCUGUCUGAGAGGAUCACAAUCUACUGAGGGGAGCUCUCCAACCGCCUCCGCAGAAGAAUCUGAGCUUGUUACAGCUGAGAUGUGGGACCCUGACCAACCCUCCACGGACCCCACCUCCCUCUGGCCUAGCUGCCCGAUCAUCCAUUCUCGCUAGCAAACCAUCCAUCCCUGCCUGCUAGCCGACCAUCCGUUCUCGCUAGCAAACCAUCCAUCCCUGGCUGCUAGCCGACCAUCCGUUCUCGCUAGCAAACCAUCCAUCCUUGCCUGCUAGCCGAGCAUCCAUUCCCGCCAGCCAACUAUCCGUUCCCGCUAGCAAACCAUUCAUCGCUGCCUGUUAGCCGACCAUCCGUUCACGCUAGCAAACCAUCCAUCGCUGCCUGUUAGCCUACCAUCCAUCCCUGUUAACCAGCACCAGUUGAUAGAUGAACCCUUUAACCAUUUUAACAAACCCCACAGAUAAUCAUAGCUUAUCUCCUCUUUAUUUUCCUAGUUUUUCUCAAAUACUGAGAAUGUUUUCUCAUUUUACCGAUUCUCCGUUGUACCUGUUCUUCUUUCUGUUGUGUGCUUCAGAUGUUUGUGUUCCUUGGUCUCACCUGAGGGUUUCAGUAUAUUGUUCCAGAUCUUAGUAGUGGUAGAGCCUGGUACUGACCUUGGGCCUGCAGCAUCGCCAUCCUAAUGCCAAAGGUAACGCAAAAACACGGACAAAAACCCGCUGUAGAAUGACUAUACUAAUGCAACAGCCUCUGUCUGAACUUGGAAGUCGAAGCACUUCGGUAACCUUUAAAAGCAUGAUGCAGUUCUGUGCAGCAUGAGUUUGACAACUAUCAGUACCUCUACCGACCAUGGCUACCGUUUUAUUUAUUCUAGUUGAAAGAAAAACCAGAAACUGUGUUUAGCAGAGUAAAUGUGAAAAAAUAUUUAUUUUUUAUUGAUAUAUAAAAAAUAUAAACCAGAAGUGCACAAUGUCAAAAGCUUUGAUCAUAGUAAAUAAUGGCAUUUAUGGGAGGGGGAAACAGGUUUUUUUCUAGCAAAGGAGAAAAAAAAUUGACAGCAGAAAUAACUUGCACUACUAUGCUAACAUAUACAACUAUUCUUUUUCCAAGGGUAAUGUAUAACUUGAAUUGUCACAAUUCAUAUUAACUAUGAGACUACUAUUACAUAUCAUAGCACAAUCUAGGACAAAAACCGA
Osmerus eperlanus (European smelt) is the source of this 3064-nucleotide messenger RNA. RefSeq names its product phytanoyl-CoA hydroxylase-interacting protein-like. The transcript has 5 exons. Lineage: Eukaryota; Metazoa; Chordata; Actinopteri; Osmeriformes; Osmeridae. Gene Ontology annotation, cellular component: cytoplasm. The coding region runs from base 506 to 1645 and encodes 379 amino acids. Gene Ontology annotation, molecular function: protein binding. The record is from RefSeq and is a predicted model, not a curated record.